Molecule: messenger RNA, 2169 nt
Organism: Myzus persicae (green peach aphid)
Lineage: Eukaryota; Metazoa; Arthropoda; Insecta; Hemiptera; Aphididae
Product: facilitated trehalose transporter Tret1-like
Exons: 8
Coding region: 326-1735 (469 amino acids)
Biological process (GO): transmembrane transport
Cellular component (GO): membrane
Molecular function (GO): transmembrane transporter activity
Source: RefSeq, a predicted model, not a curated record
UUUGAAUGACCGACGCGUUGACCGGUAAAAUAUCGGAAACACAAUCCAGUAGCAUUUCGUACAAAUUAUUAUUAAUCGCGCACGUGUGCUCAGGAAAUAUGUAAAAUAUGUGUAAUUCUUAUUAAUAGUAAAACAUUUUUGAUUAUUUUGUUGUUUUAAAAUGUUAUAAUAAAAUGGUAAACUUUGAUUUGUUGAACACUGCACAGCGGCGUUACACAAUAACCGCGUGAAAACAAAACCCGAAGAACAAUAUUCACUUCUCUGGAAUUCACCAGUCGAUACCUUAUAACAGUUUCCAGCUCAUGUCAGAGUAACGAAAAUACAAAUGAAACAAGGAGUGGACUUUGGUUACGGAAUAAAAUCCACAUUAGUACAAUGUUUGGUGUUGACGACAACGUAUUUCUUGAACGUCCAGCAAGGUAUAGAUGUGAUGAUGCCGACGAUAAUCAUCGGGGCAUUACAAACUAAAGGCGACAACACCGUGCCCGGCAUAACGCCAGAGCAGAUAUCAUGGAUCGGAAGUCUGGUGUACUUGUCACCACCCAUUGGCAGCCUUUUCUUGUCGCUUGUCCAGGCACGGCUUGGCCACAGUGCAUGCAUGGCGCUCACCAAUCUCAUUCAGCUAUCGUCCGUGCUGGUCGUGGUCCUUUUCCCGAUCACGGUGUCCACUCUGUACUCGUGCUCGAUGCUGAUGGGCUUGAGCACGGGUUUUGCCACCGGCCUGAGCAUAUCGUACAGUGGUGAGGUGUGUGAGCCUAAGCUCCGGGGCUCGUUGACGUCUGCCUUGAACGUGUUCUACUUCGUUGGAUUCUUUUUCGUCUCCACCACAUACGCCAUCACCGAGAGCUGGAGACGGUCGUUGAUUAUCACUGUGGCCGUGCCCCUGGCCAACAUGGUCACACUGUCGCUGACUCCCGACUCGCCGAUGUGGCUGUUGUCCAGAGGGAAAACGGACAAGGCGAGAAAGGUCUUAAUGAAGCUUCGGGGAUAUGUGAGCGAAGAGAAAUGCUCCACAGAAUUCCAGGAAAUGGUUCAAUACGUUUCUCUAUCAGCUAAAUCGGAAGAAGCAAAAAAAAAACCUUCGGCUCUGGGUAGCUUUUCACAUCCGGGACUGUGGAAUCCGCUCAAACUCAUGUUGGUCUACAUAUUUUUCUCAAACGUCAUGUCCGGCGUACCUUAUGCGCCGUAUCUGAUGCACGUCUUCAGUUCAUUCAAAACAAAAGUAGAGCCUGCAUGGGCAAUGUCAGCAUACCCUGGCUUCAGCAUCAUCGGCAACGUGUUCACCAUCCUGUUGGUGCACCGGCUAGGCAAGAGAUGCCUUGUACUGUCGACCAUAACCGUCUGUUCAAUAUCGUACUUACUCAUUGGUUUCGUCGGACAGUUCUACGUCAACUCUGAGCACACGUCCUGGGUGAAAUUGGCCCUGUUCUUCGGAUCAACGUUAUCCUCGUCGCUGGGCAUAAUGCCGAUCGGAUGGAUCCUCAUGAGCGAAGUGUUCCCGAUGAAAAGUAAAAACCUGGGUUGCAGCAUAUGUUCCGCGGUGUAUUUCUUCCUCAGCUUCUUCAUGACCAAGUUCUACAUGGACCUCGAGAGGUUUAUCGGCUUCUACAACACCUUCGUGCUGUUCGGGGGCGUGGGACUCAUUGGGCUCGUGUACUUCUACUUUCGUCUGCCUGAAACCGAAAAUAAAACGCUCAAGGAGAUUGCCGAACACUUUAAGCUCGAACCGGUGUAGUCCACGGAGGAAAUUAUACUCAUCCACCCAAAUACCUACACCUGCAGCAGCUGAUAUGUAUCACCAUAAUAUAUAUAUAUAUAUAUAUAUAUAUAUAUUAUAUUAUUCCUAUUCGAAACGCAUCGGCCUUCGCAAGUUAUAAUAAUAUAAUUUAAUAAAAUACAAUAAUUAUAUAUAUGUACAUUCAAAUAUUUUAAACGAUAUUAUAUUGUACUUAUAUUAUAAUCUUAUUCCACCGCGUUGAUAAUAUUUGUCGAACUUAGUUUAGUUGGCCGGAGGAAUGUGCGAGAAUCGUCAAAAAUAUGUACACCCAUGUAUAGGGUAUAUACCUCAUACAUAAUACGUGCAGCCUAUCACGAUAUAAUAUUAUUAUAUAAUUAUGUACGUAAGUUAGUGAUCGAACUAAAAAUACAUAUUCGAAUUUAUAUUAUUAA